UAUCAUUUGCUCCGAGAUACUAGUAUGGAGCUCAGUUCACUUCCGGUAUUUAUGUUGGAGAUUUUGUGUUUUGAAUCUGGAAUGCAAAGAAUCUCCGAUGCAAAGUGUUAUUUCAUACCUAAUGCUUUAAUACCAACUCUGACUUUGUUGGAAGGUGACUUUAAAGAAUGGAUGCAAUGGUUCAAUCUACGAGCAGAGUAGGACAGUUGGAACGAUGUAUUAUUGGUAAAGAUGAGCUUCUGCUUCCCGAUAAUUUUAUUGAACAGAGUUUUAUAUUUAAUGAAGUAAUCAAUUUUGAAACCUGGGAAAAAGUGCUCACACCAGCCCAACGCCAUCAUCUCUUGAAAUUUCUGCCUACAUUUCCUGUUGAUGAUCAAGAACAAAAACAGAUAACUGUCAAGCGGUUGUUAAGCGGAGAAAAUUUUAAAUUUGGUAACCCCGUGAAAAAGUUCCACAUGAAGCUAAAAGGUGGAACUUUUACGUCUGAAAUUUUAAAAUAUCCUCAUUUAUACCGAAAGUUUAAAUUUCGAGACUAUAAAAUGAGGCAACAGAGAUAUUAUACUAAACUGUUUAAGGAUGUUAUUUUGUCUCGUCAGCAUGUGUUUGAGAUGGUAUCAAGGUUGCCACCCGAUGAACUGCCAAAGUUUUGUUACACUCCUCCUCCACCCGCUGACCAAAGUAUCGAGCAUGUUGUAAACAAGCGGUAUUGCAGAAUUCUGAAAGCAGUCCAGGAAGAAUGCAACGCAGAGGAUUCUUCUUCAGAAGAAGAGGUGGAAGAUCCAAAUGCUCAAAAAAGCCGGAAGCAUUUGCUGCAGACUUUAUAUCCACCAUCAUCUCCUGAACCGGCAGCAUCAACAGUGGUUGCUACUUACUCGACUAGGACAGUAGCAAACGGAGAAAUUGUCGAAGAUAGCAAUGGUCAAAGAAAAACGGUCAGGCGUCCUUUAAGCCCCAUAGAAUUUUCUGAUGAAGAUUAUAAAGCUAUGUUAAGAGAUUAUAAACGACGGAAAACAGAAAAUGGGGAACAACCUGAACUGGACAUCAGCUCAAUCACACUCUCAGACAUUCUGGCUCGAUGCCAGGCCGUUAGAAAACCAACGCCAAAGUCUCCUUCUGCUGUUUCUGAAGAGACAGCAUCAAAUCCAGCAAUUAUGAAGAAGGUGAAGAAAAAGGGUGAGAAACUGAAGAAAUUAAAAGCAAACCGUGUCGACAGCAUUGCUAAGAAGAGCAGUGUUGCCAACCAAGAAGAUGUCAGCGGAAUCGAAAUACCAGAAUUGCUUGCAAGGGAGGAAGAAUGUGUUGUUCCUGAAUUUCCCCUUCAAGAGACUCUACCACCCAAGUUACCAUUUGGUCAGUAUGACAGUUUUUUCAGUCUGCUAAGAGAUCUCAUUUGUGAAUUUCCUGAUGCCAAAGUGACCACAGCAAAGUUAGAUGAUAAAGUGAAAGAGUGGCAAGAAUCCCCGACAAGUUCUCUUAAUCAGUGGAUAAGUCUACAGAAUAACUGGGUUGAAAAUGUUGUGUCUGCGCUAAAGUUUCUUUCAGGUGAUGUUUAUGGCUUCCAAAUCGAUAAUUUUAUUCCAUUGAUUGACUAUAAAGAAAGAGCUCAGCAAUGGCGGUGGAUCGGCAAUGGUCGAGACGCUGAUGAUGAGCUUGGUCAAUUGUGUAAGUUUUGGUUGCAGAAGAAAGAUGGAAAAUUAAAUGAAAAUCCCGAAAAUAAUCAAGGAACAACCCCUCCUCCCAGAGUGAAAACUAAUUACGUUGUGAAACCCACGACGGAAGAAGAAAAAAGUAGCUUCAAAGAACAGGAAAGAAAACGAUUUGAAUGUCCCCACCUUGGCUUCACAUAUCACAUGCAUGGCUAUGAUUCGGUGGUUGGCCCGGUGAAAGGAGUGUACAGUAAAGAUAACACAAUGAAUAAAGCACGGGAACAUGCUCUCCUGGUGUCAGAUCGGCCGUCUUAUGUCACUAUUCUAACGCUAGUACGAGAUGCUGCUGCUCGUUUACCUAACGGUGAAGGAACUCGUGGGGACAUUUGUGAGUUGCUGAAGGAUUCGCAGUUCUUAGCGCCAGGCAUUACAGAUGCACAGAUAAACACAGUGGUUAGUGGUGCUUUGGAUCGAUUACAUUAUGAGAAAGACCCGUGUGUAAAGUACGACGUGAACAGGAAAUUAUGGAUCUAUUUACAUCGAAGUCGAACCGAACAAGAAUUUGAAAAAAUUCACCAAGCUCAGGGAGCAGCUGUAAAAGCCAAGAAAUCUUUACAAAAACCGAAAUCUAGCAAAUCUAAAUCUAAAGAAAUGGUUCCUACAAGUACAGCAAUAACAACAGCAUCAUCAUCAACUGCACAGAAUUCAAAGUCCUCGCCUUCCAUCACAGUAUCUAGCUCUGACAGUACAGCACACCCUGAAGAACCUGUUAUCCCUACGAUGCCAAACCUCGUGGUCUCAAGGGCCCCCAAACCCACACAAAAUGCACGUGUAGCUACAAGUACAACGCGAACUUUACAAGGAAGCCCAAAAUCUAAUCUGAGUGCAGCUAAACCUGCAACGAUUAAUCUUAGUCUUGCUCAAGCGCCAAGCAUUGGUAGCAGCAACUCGGUGACCAGUAUUGGUAAUAGCGGCACUCUGACCACCAUACCAAUUUCUGAAAUUACGAAAGCACAGACGCAAGCUUCCGGAACGCAUGUGCAAGGAACCAUAGCAGCGUCAGCGUCGACUUUGUCGAAACCUUUGACUUUUGCCAUCGUGCCUUCUCAAGCCACAGGAACUAGUGGCUCACCCGCCGUUGCUAGCCAGGUACGGACUUCGACCGCCACUGCCAAACCGGUCUCUUUGAACCUUUUGCCUGGUCAGAUAGUGACCAAAUCUGGCGGGGCAGUAUCUGGCUCUUCACUGCACCAAGCUACCGUUGUGAUAACAUCCAAGCCGGAAUUAUUACCUUACCAACAGCACAACGUGACGUCGGCUGUUUGUGUGAAUAGUAGUAAGUCCCUGAUGACUGGACAAACCAUUCUCAGUACAGCCAACCGAACCUCGGUGUCAACUGCGACUACUGCCACGCCCAUGGUUGCGAGACUUGUCUCCGGUCCACAAAUGGUGUCAGUUGGCAACUUAUUGACCGGAGCUGCACAGAAAAAUACUUCAGGGUCUGCGGGUCCAACAACCAUAAAAAUUCAAGGUAGCAAUAUUUUGCAGCCAAUGUCUGGUGGUAAACCAGUUCAGUUGACUGGGAAAGCUGUACAAACGACCAAAGGAAUUUUGCAGAUUGACGGGAAAUCGCGUCCAUCGGUGAAUGUCAUUCAGACUGCUCAGGGAGCAUUGCCAACAAUUAAUAUCAUACCACAGGGUAGUAACACUUCUGUGGUCACUCUCACAGAUUCUGCCCAGAUGACCAGACCAACAAGCUCAACAGUGACAGCCAAUUCAGGGACAACGACAGUACUUAGCUCGGCAUUGCAGUCAGCCACUGUAAUGUCACAGUUGAAAACGGUUGCUGUUACAACCUCUGCCAGCACUUUGCUCAGCCAGCAGCCUUUACAAGUUGUCAGUCAGCCAAAGGUUGUCUCCCCUGGUCAAGGUGGCAUCGUAGUUACACACCUGGCUCCUGGGAACAUCACCCUCCGACCAGGUUUGUCCGGAGUUUCCCAAGCCAAAGUUGUGACUGCAGCUCAAGCUGGGCUGCUUCCUGCUCAGUUCAUACUCCAUCAACCAGCGACAGGAACAAGUGUCAAAGUUGGCUCUGCUGACACCACAGUGACACCUACAGUCAGUCAAGCAACACCUAUAAUCGUGAGCAGCAACAGUGGAAAACCAACGCAAAAUAUCCAGGUUGUAAGAACUGUACUUUCACAGCCAUCCAGUGUGAAAGCCGGCCAAACAACAAUCUUGAUCUCACAACCAGCUUUGCAACAGUCGGGAACCACAGUCUUGUCAUCAGCACAGUUACUACAAACAGCUAAAGUCCAAGGGAAGUUUGCUGGCAAGGGCAAACCACCACCAGUCUAUGCUCGGAUCAUAACUCCGUCGGCCGGUAUGAAACUAGCCACAAUGACACCUGGCCAGGCCCUCCCUGCACAGGGGGUCAGUGUCAUUCAGGCUGCCACUGCAGCGGCUGCCAGCAAACUUUCUUCUUCUGCAAUUACAGCGACUGCUUCACCGCAGCCAGUUAAAAGUCAAGAGCGUACUAGCAACAAUAACACUACUAGCAAUACAGGUGAAUCAAAAUGACAACAAUAUUAACGAGGAACACAUACAUUAGUUUUAUUGGUCUGUCUGUCUAUCUGUCUGUCUGUCUGUCUGUUUGUCCGUCUCUCUCUCUCUCUCUCACUCUGUCUGUCUGUCUGUUUGUCUUCACUUACCUUCAUUGUCCUCUCACAUACACAUGCACAACACAACAAUGCACACACUCUUGCACACACACACACACGCACACACACACACACAUGUGCAAUUUGUACGUGGACUAGAAAAAAAAUUUAAUGUGAUGCGAUUAUGCAAACAUUGUUGGAUUCUGUAUUUUAGGUGAACUUAUUAUUAUAAAACACACAAAUCUGAUGGUGACAUAUUCCCCACCCACAACAAACCUGUAAAUACAAUUGAUCUUCUUCACCAAUGUAUACACUUCUGUUGUUGUUAAACAUUAUCUUUUCUUUUUGUACUGGUUCUAUUCAAAGUCUUCAUCAAUUCUGCCUUUAUUUUCUUCACCAAUUGCUUACACACACACACACACUGGUUAUAAUGUGUUUCUUUAAGUCUGACACAAUGAGUGGAUUGGUUGGUAUGCUUACAUUUGUGUGUGUGUGUGUGUGUAUGGAAAGAGAGUGAAUUGUAACAAAGCAUUUGUGUGUGAAAUUACUGUAUUUGAUGGCAUAAAAGACUCAUGGGUCCAUUCGAUGUACUCCAAUUUCAGCUGCACAUGUUCAGGACAAAUAACUUUUACUUCAUUUUAAGCACGUAAUAUAAGGACAAACAUCACAUAUAAGACCAAGGGUUAUUUUUUUGAGUGGGGAGGGGGCAUUUUCUUGGGUAAAGUGUGCGUGUUAUAUGCCAUCAGAUAUGGUGUAUCAUGUGGUUGUAGGAAAAUAAAAGAAAUUCUAAGUACGAA
Molecule: messenger RNA, 5103 nt
Organism: Octopus sinensis (East Asian common octopus)
Lineage: Eukaryota; Metazoa; Mollusca; Cephalopoda; Octopoda; Octopodidae
Product: nuclear factor related to kappa-B-binding protein
Exons: 25
Coding region: 168-4226 (1352 amino acids)
Cellular component (GO): Ino80 complex
Molecular function (GO): protease binding
Source: RefSeq, a predicted model, not a curated record